AUGCACUGCCUGUGCAUUGACGGAGACAUGGUCCCCCGUCCAUUGGGCCCGGCUCUUCACGCGGAGAAGCCCAACGAGCUCAUCCAUUUCGACUGGUUGUCGAUGCCCAUGGCCAAGUCUGGCCAAAAACAAUUGCUUGUCGUGAAGGACGACAUGAGUGGCUUUGUGCUGCUGUUCGCGGCAAAGUCCGCUGAUGCCGCCGCGACCGCUCAGUGCCUGAUGUCGUGGUUUUCCAUGUUCGGUUGCGUUGCCACAUGGGUCACGUGGAAGACGCUUUCCACGGACGUCGAAACGUUCAACGAAGUGAUCGAGAAGGUGCGGAAGUUGAUGGAAGUAGUCAACCGACUAGUGCUGCACGCCGUGAAGGCGCUGCUCAGAGAAAUGAAGCUGAAAGCGGACGAAUGGCCGCAUGUGUUGCCCCACGUUCAAGGUGCUCUCAACCAUCAGGCGGUGGGCCGACUAGGAGGAAUUGCACCUGUGACAGCGUUUACCGGUCUGCCAGCCAAGACACCGCUGGCAGGAUUUGUCCAUCCGACGUCCAAGGCAGUUAACGUCACGGACUGGCUUGGCGCUGGCCGUCAGAAACAUGUGAUGGACAUCCAAGCGGCUGACAACAACGUUGCGGUGCGAAGCGACAAGUUGCGUCAGCAAGCGUGUGGACGCCGCGACCGAAAAUCCCAAGUCAAGUUUGCAGGGUUUUCGGUCGGCGAAUUUGUGCUUGUCGGAUCGGUCGUCAACCGUCCGACAAAAUUGGCCCUGCAUUGGCGAGAACCCUGCCAAGUGACCAGAGUCAUCACAGACCAUGUGAUGGAGACUCAGCAGCUGGUGCCACCGUACGAAGUCACGGUCCACCAUGCGUGCCGACUGAAGAUGUGCCAUGAAGUUGGUAGAGAGGUGACCGAAGACCUCGAGGCACAGAUCGCGUUUGGCGAUGGCGGAUUUGACGUGGAGCGCCUGGACGAUUCUUCAUCGUCGAGUCCAAGCCACUUCACCAAGUUCGCUGGCCGGUACCAAGUUUUUGUGAAGUGGCUUGGACUCGACGAUGAAGAAUCGUCCUGGGAACCUGCGUCGAAUUUACUGGACGAUAUUCCAGUCGUAUUUCGCAAGUGGGCGGCGGCCAACAAGCAAGACCCUGCCGUAGCCGCCCUCAUCAAGACACUGGACUUUCCGUAA
Aphanomyces astaci is the source of this 1173-nucleotide messenger RNA. RefSeq lists its product as hypothetical. Bases 1 to 1173 code for a protein of 390 amino acids. The record is from RefSeq and is a predicted model, not a curated record. Gene Ontology annotation, molecular function: nucleic acid binding. The transcript is spliced from 3 exons. NCBI's taxonomy places the organism in Eukaryota, Oomycota, Saprolegniomycetes, Saprolegniales, Verrucalvaceae.